ACCAACCAUGGCAAGCAAUGAUCAAAGCCAGGCACUGUUGGUUGCGGCUUUCGACUUCGGAACCACAUACAGCGGUUAUGCUUUCUCCUUCCGAGACGACCCUCACAAGAUUCAUACAUAUUAGAACUGGUACGCAGGGGGUGGGGCCUCAAGAUUGGUGUCACUGAAAACACCUACAUCUGUCCUUCUGAACCCUAAGGGAGAGUUUGACAAGUUUGGUUUCGAGGCUGAAGACAAGUACGCAAUCCUAGCUGAAGAUGAUGAGCACCACGGCUGGAGGCUUUUCCGGAGGUUUAAGAUGGUUCUGCAUAGUAAUAAGCACUUGACGAAAGACGUUACGGUAGAGGACUUCAGUGGAAAACAGAUGACGGGUUUCCCGCUGUUUGUCGUGUCGAUCAAGUACCUGAGAGAACACCUGCUAAAGGCGGUUACUACGCAAAAUAUAGGAGUCGAGGAGACUGACAUAUUGUACGUGUUGACCGUUCCGGCUAUCUGGGAUGACAAUGCCAAGAUAUUUAUGAGGGAAGCGGCUAUAGAAGCUGGAGUAGACCCAAACCGCCUUAAGCUGGCCUUGGAGCCGGAGUGUGCCUCGAUCUGGUGUGAGACGUUGGGUAUGGACGUCAAAGGCGCUGUAGCGAUUCAAGGAUCACAGUACAUGGUAGUCGAUCUUGUAGGAGGCACCGCAGAUAUAUCUGUCCAUGAAAGAAAACUAGAUAGAACCCUGAAGGAAAUCCACAAAGCCAGUGGAGGCCCGUGGGGAGGCAUGUAUGUGGAUGAAAAUUACAUAAAAAUGUUGAAUGAACUGUUUGGGGAAAAAGCUUUCACUGACCUCCGAAAGACUGAAAUGAAUGAUUAUUUCGACGUCACUCGGGAAUUUGAAUAUAAGAAACGGUCAUUUGACACUGACAAAACAGAGCAGAUAAUUGUUCGUAUUUCCGCCUCGCUGAGAGAUCUUGCGGAAAAGUAUUCAUCCAAAUCUUUAGAGGAACGAAUUGCGUCAUUAAAAGUGCGAGAAAAUGCCAUCACCACCAGAGGCAAAGACAAACUGAAGAUUGAUACAACAGUUGUCCAAUCAUGGUUUAAAAGACCAAUCGACCUGCUGAUUCAGCAUGUAAAGUCCCUUUUAGCUGAACCAAAGAUGAAAAGCGUGCGAACCGUUAUUCUUGUGGGCGGUUUCGGCGAAAGUGCGUAUGUUCAGGAGAGAAUCAGGAAUGAAUUAGCCGGCGUGAGACUGAUCGUUCCUGCAGACGCGGGCCUCGUCGUGUUGAAAGGCGCCGUGAGGUUUGGACAUAACUCCGCCAUUGUCUCCUCCAGGAUCAUGAAAUACACGUAUGGGACAGAAUGCCACGAACCGUUUGACGAAAAGAAGCACCCAGAUGAUAAGAAGGUUCGGCUGAGUGGAGUGUGGUUGGUGCCUAAAUGUUUCAAUGUGUACGUGCGGGUGAACGAGGAGGUGGGCAUGAAUGAACAGUUGACCGGGGUGAGUAAUCCUACUAGUGAAAUAUCCGUCACACCCGUGUACAGAACAACACAGGAGAACCCCGAGUACACAACAGACCCCGGAUGUGAACUAUUAAUGACUAUUGAGCUUGAAAACAGCACCGAUAUUCCAUUUGAGCAGCAGGAUAUAGAGACUACGUUUAUGUUCGGCGAUACAGAACUUCUCGUCAAAAUGAAGAACACGACCACUGGAAAAGAAACAUACAUGACCUUUGAGUGCUUUAAGUGAAACGUUUUGGUGACUUGUAAAACCUUCUCGCAAAUAGUGAUUUCGUAUGUUUUGCAAACUAUAUGAAUAUCUUUAAGUCUGUGUGUGCACAUAUAUUUUUUUGUUUCUAUUUCCAUACCAAAAUGCCUUUCUAUGCAGGAUCAGAAAUGAAAAGAAAUAUUUUGCUAGUAAUCAUAAAUUUUAAACUGAAAGUUAAUAUGAAGGAAACUUGAAUGACUUUAAAUAUACUUUAAUUUUAAAAGUGACAGUUGAAGUGUUUGAACAGAUAAAUGUUUUAUAUCAGAGAUAACAACAAUACCAGUAAUAUUAACACUCUGUAUUUGUACAAAUUAUGCGCCUUUUUCCCGCCAGUUCAUACAUCAAUGAACCCAUAAAAUAAUAUUCAAUUCUUAACACACAACGUCACAUUUCAACAGAACGCAUGUGCCCUGAAUAUAUCAUAUGUUUUGGUCUAUGUCAUGGAAUGGUCAGCGAAAAAUUAGGUUUACUAAACUAGUUUUAAUACAUUCAUCAGUUACAGUAAAUUUAAUCCUUUUCGGAACCAAAAUCAUGGUAUUUACCAUCAAUCAGUGUAAAAUUUUUACACAACGCAAAUUUAGAAUUCUUUUUUUCUGUCUACUUCAAUCUUGUCACUGGUUUUCAUAUUUCAAAUAUAUUAUUUGCCUCCACCACCCAAGAAUACAAUGAAAAAAACUUAUUUGAUAUAUGAAGAACGAAAACAUACUCUACGAUAAAUAAUUUCUCUGUGUAUUUGUGUUGGGGAACGUGUGAAGUUCAUUUUAGUGAGGACGGGCAGCUUGUGUUAUGCAAGCUACUACAGUAACAUAGACAACAGCCAAGGUGGCCGCUUUUUUCCUAACCCAGGCCAUGACUAGUUUUACAAUUUGUAUGAUAACUAUUAAAUUUUAAUAAAAACAUG
Molecule: messenger RNA, 2648 nt
Organism: Mya arenaria
Lineage: Eukaryota; Metazoa; Mollusca; Bivalvia; Myida; Myidae
Product: heat shock 70 kDa protein 12A-like
Exons: 4
Coding region: 299-1729 (476 amino acids)
Molecular function (GO): ATP binding; ATP-dependent protein folding chaperone
Source: RefSeq, a predicted model, not a curated record